This is a messenger RNA of Gadus morhua (Atlantic cod), 1284 nucleotides long. Its product is annotated as granzyme B(G,H). Gene Ontology annotation, molecular function: serine-type endopeptidase activity. The record is from RefSeq and is a predicted model, not a curated record. The transcript has 6 exons. Lineage: Eukaryota; Metazoa; Chordata; Actinopteri; Gadiformes; Gadidae. Gene Ontology annotation, biological process: proteolysis. The coding region runs from base 130 to 963 and encodes 277 amino acids.
AGAACUAUAACUUGGUAUGAAGAAUUGCAAAAGGCCAGUUGUUACUGGAGAGAUAUGACAGAGUUCCAGUGAAAGAAAGGCUAUUGUCAGUGGAGCUGCAGAAUUCUUGCUGACCCCACAAUCAUCACCAUGGCGCUGCACAAUACCUUGGUGGUCCUGAUGCUGGUCCUUAGCCUUCGUGGUCAAGUUCAAACGGGGAAAAUCAUCGGGGGACACCCAGCUGUUCCUCAUGGUAGACCCUACAUGGUGCUUUUGGAAAGGAGAAUGUGGAAUGAUGAAACCAAAUUUUGUGGCGGCUUCCUGAUCAGCGAUCAGUUUGUGGUUACAGCUGCUCACUGCCAGGCUCGUAUCUAUAACGUCUAUGUAGGUCUUCAUAAGUUCAAGAAUGAUCAAACUACAAAGGCCAUUCAAGUGUGUCAAGCAAUUCCACAUGAGGACUUCAAUGAAAAAACAAUAUUGAAUGACUUAAUGCUACUGCAGUUAAGUGAGAAGGUUAACUUCACAGACCAUGUCAGACCGAUUAAUUUAGCAAGCCGAGGUGAUCCUCUGCCUCAACGCUGUAUGGUCUCUCGCUGGGGAUUUAGCGAAGAGAAUCCGAACGAAAUGGCCAGAGAGCUGAGGGAAGUUAAUGUUAGACCGAUUAAUUUAGCAAGCCGAGGUGACCAUCUGCCUCAACGCUGUAUAGUCUCUGGCUGGGGAUUUAGCGAAGAGAAUCCGAACGAAAUGGCCAGCGAGCUGAGGGAAGUUAAUGUUACCCUUGUGAAACAUACACUCCCGGCUGAUCGCCAUGUUUACACCUCCCUUGGAGAAAGCGGACCUUCCAAUGGAGACUCUGGCGGUCCACUUGUUUGUGAAGGUGAAGUGGCGUACGGUGUUGUGUCAGGCGGCACACAGAAAUUCAAACUGUACACUAAAAUCCCAGACUAUCUUGGUUGGAUUUUAGGCCACAUGAUGAAAAAGUGACACAAGAAUGUCAUCGUUAAUUUGUCGUGCUUUGUGAACCUUGUUGAUGAAUAAAUCGCUGUUCCACACACCUGUCCUGAUUCUCUCACCUCAUGGAAUGGGACACGUUGUGGGAGAAAAUGAAAAGGAACUAAAACUUAGCAGAAUAGCAUACAUUCUUUGUUUUCGUGUGUGUGUGAGUGUAAAUGUUUGUGUACUUUUUCUAAUGCAUCUAAACCUGGUUGAAACGAAGUCAUCCCUGUUUAAAACUUGAAUAACUUCACAUUCUUGAUCCACUGAAUGAUAAAUUGUUUAAAAAUUAAAAUAGACUGCCACCUUGUG